ACUCUCUGGUCAUUUCUGCCUGGAGAUCGAAACGGAGAGGAUCGUAGAGAAAAUACUUUGAAUCGAACUAGAUUUGAAAUUUAUCUAUAGCUACAGCAUUGACGGACCAAGGACGACAUGAAGUGUUUCAUCCUGCUUUUAGGAAUAGCCCUACAUUCCUCAUCUGCCGUGAUUCACUCCUGGAAAGCCUUUUUAACAGCUAGCACAGGGCUUAGCGACUUCCCUGAGUUUGUGGCUCUGAACCUGGUGGAUGACGAACUGAUGGGCUACUUCGACACCAAGACCAACCGCUUUGAGGGCAAACAGAGCUGGGUGGAGGAGAAACUGGGACAGCAGUAUGUGGAGCAAGAGUCAAACAUUCUUAGGGGCACCUCACAAUCUUUCAAAGCCAAUGUGGGAAUUGCCAUGGAGCGCUUCAACCAAACGAAAGGAGUUCACACAUUCCAGCUGAUGUAUGGCUGUGAGCUGGGGGAUGACGGCAUCACUCGAGGAGACUUUCAGUUUGGUUAUGAUGGAGCAGAUUUCCUCAGUCUGGACAAGAGCACUCUCACCUGGACUGCUGCCAACCAGAAAGCUGUCAUCACCAAGCUUAAGUGGGAUGCUACCGGAGCUUUUGCGAACUUUCAGAAGAAUUAUCUAGAAAACACAUGCAUUGAGUGGCUUAAGAAGUAUGUCAACUAUGGCAAAGACACUUUGGAAAGGAAAGUCCCUCCCUCAGUGUCUCUGCUCCAGAAGACCCCCUCCUCUCCAGUGACCUGCCACGCUACAGGUUUCUACCCCAGUGGAGUCAUGGUGCUCUGGCAGAAAGACGGACAAGAACAGCAUGGAGAUGUGGAGCAUGGAGAGAUCCUCCAAAACGAUGACGGAACCUUCCAGAAAAGCACCCACCUGACAGUGACGCCUGAGGAGUGGAAGAACAACAACUAUCAGUGUGUGGUUCAACUCACGGGUAUCGAGGAGGACACCAUCAAGGUUUUGAUUGAGUCUGAGAUCCAGACCAACUUUGGAAAGACCAACAGGGGUUCAAAUGACCCAAACACCAUUGGCCCCAUCAUUGGAGGGGUGGUAGCUCUCCUGGUCAUCAUUGCUGUUGUUGCAGGGGUCGUCAUUUGGAAGAAGAAAAACAAGAAAGGCUUUGUUCCGGCCAGCACUUCCGACACUGACUCUGAGAACUCUGGGAGAGCUGCCCAGCAGAUUUGAGACCUCUGCUCUUCUGUAACAUCAGAGAAGGAGCUGAAGAGGAACUUCUCAAGAACAUAACACACGUAUACUUGCACACACACACACACACACACAACACAGGAGGUUGGUGUCACCUUAAUUGGGUAGAGCGGGCUUGCGGAAUGAGUGGAAUGGUACCAAAUACAUCAACACAUGGUUUGAUCUACUCCGUUCCUACUCCAUUCCAACCAUUAUUAUGAGCUGUCCUCCCCUCUGAAGCCUCCUGUGACACACACACUGUAAACACAGAUCCAACAUCAACAAAAAAAUCUGCUGUAAAAAAUAUUAUUUGGUGAUUUUCAUUUGAACAGUUUUACUUUCAUUUAAUCUAUGGUUUGGCUUUUUAAAGUGUUGUAAUGUGUUUUGAAUUGUUAAAUGUUAUAUUGCCACUGUGUGAGGUUUAUCUCAUUCUUACAGGUAUACUAGAAUCAAUGGAACACCAUGAAAGUGUCUUUCUGGAAAGGAUUAGAUUGUUGUGAGAUGUUAAAUUAAGAUUUUAACUUAGAUUAUUCUACAAAUAAAAAAAUUAAUUAGCUUGAUUUUCUCUUAACUGAAGCCAUAAAAACAACCACAUUUAAAAGAUAUUGCUGUAAACCAGAAAAACMUAAUUAUUUUGUGUAGUUUAGCUGCACAUGUGUGUAGGUUUUAGUGGGAUAACAUACAGUAAUUGUGUGUGACAUGUUCGAACUUUGCUCACACUGUCUUGUUUAAUUGUAUGGCCAUAAACCAGACGAGGCCUAUCAUCCACAUGUUCCAUUUGUAAAUGUUUCUCUUAACGAAAGUGGCUUUAUUGCUCUAGUUUUUAUGAUACGUUUGAUUUCUGAUAUGUUUUGGGGGUAGUUGGUUGUGUAAAAAUAAGUUGGUGAUGGGGCAAGUUGAACAAUUAUUUUAUUGCAACUGUUUGUGCUUUGUACAUUAUGGAUGCUCUACACAGCAAUGAUCUACCAAAUCUAAUACAAGUCCAGAAAACAGGAUAGUAAAUGUGAUCCAUUUAAGAGAUACAUAAUGAAGCAGCGAAACAACAAAUUAGAGACCAAAUUCAUGCGUUCUGUCAUAAUGUUCUUACAUUUACAUUACAUUUAAGUCACCUUUCAAUAAAGUCUACACAAUGUUAA
Salvelinus sp. IW2-2015 is the source of this 2336-nucleotide messenger RNA. RefSeq names its product BOLA class I histocompatibility antigen, alpha chain BL3-7. NCBI's taxonomy places the organism in Eukaryota, Metazoa, Chordata, Actinopteri, Salmoniformes, Salmonidae. The record is from RefSeq and is a predicted model, not a curated record. Gene Ontology annotation, cellular component: external side of plasma membrane. Gene Ontology annotation, biological process: immune response.